Acanthosepion pharaonis is the source of this 1209-nucleotide messenger RNA. The record is from the annotation of a GenBank genome assembly. Lineage: Eukaryota; Metazoa; Mollusca; Cephalopoda; Sepiida; Sepiidae.
AUGUUUCUCUUUCUGCUUUCUCUUUUUUUUGUUACUUCGUGUUCGUUUUUCGCUAAAAAAAAUUCUGCUUUCCAAAAUUCAUUCACACAUUUACCAUUUUUUUCUGUCUACGUUUUUCCGUCUUUCAUUUUCCUCCUCCUCGCUUUAUAUCACACGACUGCUUUCUUUAGACACUUUUUUUUCUUCCAGUUUGUUCCAAUAUUUCCUUUUCUCUCUCUAUCUCUGAUUUUAUUUUCGUCUUUGUAUCUCUUCUCUCUAAUUGUCUCUCUUUCUUUCUCUGUCACACUCUCUCUCAGUUUUGAUUUUUUUCUCUCUCCAAAUGAACUUCGAAUUCUUUUCUCGUUUUUUUUUAAAUCCAUUUUAUCUUCUCUCUAUUCCCCUACUUCUUUUAAUUCUUUUCAUCAUCUUUACCCUAUUUUUUCGCCAAUUCUCCUUCCAUUUGCCGCCCUUCUUCCUAAGCCCCCUAAUUUUUGUUUUUCCCUUGACACAACAAUAUCUAUCUACCAACGUGGGAAGGACUUGACUUAUCCUUGUAUUUAUCAACUUCCUAAUCAUACUCUCUCUCUCUCUCUCUCUCUCUCUCUCUCUCUCUCUCUCUCUCUCUCUUUCACUUCUCGUCUGUUUAACGAUUUUCUCUCUAGUUUAGCCAUAUGUUUACAAAUCUUCCUCCAUUCAUUCCCUUCACAUCUCUCUCUCUUACCAUCUCUCCCCCUCUCUCUCUCUUCUUUCUUUCUCUCCUUCCCUAUCUCUCCCUCUCCUCUUUCUCUCUAUUUCUUCUCUGUUUCUUUUUCUUCUCUCUUUCUCUCCCUCUCUCUUUCUUCUCUCUUUCUUUCUCUUCCCUCUCUCUUUUUCCCCCUCUCUCCCUCUCUCUCUAUCCUGUCUCUCUCUUUUUCCUCUUUCUUUCUCCCUCUCUCUCUCUUCCUUUUCUCUUUCUCUCCCUCUCUCUGUCUCUCCCCCCUUUCUAUCUCCCUCCCUAUCCCUCACCCUGUCUCUCUUUCUCUAUUCAUCAUAUUUCUUUUUCUCUUUAUCCAUCUUCUGCAUACACCCACUCGUCUUAUUUAUUUACUCUCUCGCUUUUACUCGCCUCUUUUCACUUCCCUUUUCACCCCCCGCUCUCUUUCCGUCUUUAUCGUUUAUCCACAUUUCCAACAAUUCAAACAUCUUAACUCUCGGUCGCCUUUCACUGACAUUUUUUCCUGUUUACUUUAA